CAAAGAUGGCGGCUAAAACAAAACCGUAAAGAGAAGCGGUCAAAACAGAGUUCAGUGUUGGAGGUGAAAGUUGGAUGUAAAAGAAACUUAAUGCGGCUCAGUUUUGAAAUAAAAACUCUCGACAUUCAAAUAAAUAGCGCUUCAUUCAGCCGAGCUGCGUGACGAAGCAGCGGGAACUUCUCAGUUAAAAAUUAUGGAUUUGCUACGAAGGCGAGGAUGUGAUCACAGAAAAGCAGAACUGAGAAAAAUUGUAGAUGAUGGAAAAACCCAUGAUACCAAUAAGUAAAGUUGAUUUUGUCGCAAGUUGAUGCGCUUCCUUCAAGAGCAACCAGAGACGGUUCUUCUGUAUGAACAUCUCACGAACUGGGUGACAUAAACUUUUCAGGGCUCAGAGACGUGAAGUACCGGCAUUUUCUGGAAGCUUCCCGACCCGUCAGGCAUGCGACCGACGUCCGACCCGAGCAGGACGGACAGCGGGUGAAGAGGUCCGCCGCCCACUCCACAGGCGUCAAAGUGUGUCCCCAGGAGACGAUGAAAACCGUCAUUGGCAGCCACCGCGCCUACUACAAACUGAGAGUUUGUCAGGAAGCAAUCUGGGAAGCGUUCCGGAUCUUCCUGGACCGAGUCCCGGCCCAGGAGGAGUACCGGACCUGGGUGUUCACCUGCCAGCAUCAGAACCUUUGCAUGGACGACCUGGCCCAGAACUUCAGCAGCUCUCAGGAGCAUCUGGACCUGGUGGCCAGAAGAGUAGAAGAGGCUGAAAGAGACGGGCUUGUUGCAGCUGAGGAAGAGCCGAGCAGUGGAUGCACCUGGACUCCUCCUCCCUCUCUGCUUCCAGCAGAAACAGACGAGGUUAAAGACCUGAUCAAGGAGAGCCAAGAGGAAUACAUUGUUGAGUUCAGCAUCACCGUGUCUGACCCGACAUACAGCCAAAUGCUUAGCAACCCCGCAGCGCCGCAUUACAACAGCGUCACCACGGCACUCAGAGACAAGAUGGUUCACGUGUUUGAAAAAGUUCCAGGAUUCAAAGAAAUUCGUGUUCUUGGAUUUCGCUCAGAGGAUCUCUCUGUGCGCUACGCUGUGGUCUUCAACGGAGAAACGGAGCUGGAUGAAGACUUUGACAGUUUGGAGAUGGAAGAGAGGAAAGGGACGAAGGAAGACGUGAAUGCCCCGAAACUGAAACGGAUCGUCGUCACGGCCUUGAAGACGGAGCCGACGCUGCUGCUGGACUUACAGACUCUCAGCUUUGAGGCUGUGACCGUGAUUUAUCCGGUUCUGGACUCCAGGUCCACACCAGAACCAGAAGAUGUCAGCCCUCCCACCCAAAGUUUAUUCUCCACUGUGGGAGUUUUGGAAAACAAGCUGAGGGAUUCAGCUCCCGUCAGACCAAAAACAAACACCUUAGUGCCUUUUGUCCCCACCAUCCUCCCAAAGAGCAGCUCUAGCUUUACUGACGGGACUCCUUCAAUGGCAGCUGCAGAAGAAAAGCCCACAGAGGAGGAAGAGGAGGGAAUAGAGGAAGAGGAGGCUCCACCGGGUGAUGGUGAAGAUGGAGAUCUGGAGCUGGUGGGAAGUUCGAGCUCCAGGCCUGAAGGAGAUCAAACUGCUGAGGAGAACUUGGAUCCAGCCACCGGUCCCGCUGACCCGGUUUCCACCAGAUCAUCUGCUGAGGACGCCGUCCAGGGCAGCGAACCUGGAUCAGACCUGGACCCAGAGGACGGAGGGGAAGGUCCAUCAGAUCUGACCCCGGUCACCCAAACCGCUGCUGGAGAUCAUUCACACACCGCAGACGGAGCCACAGAGCAACAGGAAGAGGAGAGCGGCAGCGGAUUUGCGUCAGAAUCUGAUGAAGGUCCGUACGGAUCUACAGCCGCGCCUGCCAUGAGACAAGGCCGCACACCCGUGAUGACCGCUGUGGAGAAGAGCAAAGAGUUGGUGGUUUUCUUUAGCUUGAGGGUCACUAACAUGAUGUUUACUGACGACCUGUUCAACAAGAGCUCCCCAGAGUAUAAGUCACUGGAGAAUACCUUUCUGGAACUGACUCAGCACUUUGGGUCCAGAAAGCAGCCAAACCCUGGAGCUUCCAGUAAAUCUGGGCCGGGGAGACAGACAACGUUAGCCUCCAUCCCGCUUCUGCCAUAUUUACAGUCCAACCUGACUGGGUUCAAGCAGCUGGAGAUCCUCAACUUCAGGAAUGGGAGUGUUGUGGUGAACAGCAGGAUGAAACUGGACAAGCCGGUUCCCAACAACGUCACCGAAGCCGUGCGCUGUGUGCUGGAGGACUUGUGCAGCGCCGCGUCUAAUCGGCUUGACAUCGAGAUCGACAGUCGCUCUCUGGAGGUCGAACCAGCUGACCAGGCAGAUCCGUGUAAGUUCCUGGCCUGCAACGAGUUUUCUCGCUGCGUGGUGAACAGCUGGAGCGGCGAGGCCGAGUGCCUGUGUGACCCCGGCUACAGCGCGGUGGACGGCCGGCCCUGCCAGGACGCCUGCUCCCUGCAGCCGGACUUCUGCCUGAACGGAGGCGCCUGUGAGAUAAUCCCCGGCCACGGAGUCACCUGCAGAUGCCCUGCAGGUAAAUACUGGCGUUACCACGGCGCGCGCUGCAGCGAGCUGGUAUCGGUGCCUCUGGACCCGGCUCUGAUUACUACCUGCCUGCUGGGGAGCCUCUGCCUGGUUUGCGCCGUCAUCGGCAUUUUAAUAUUCAUCAACAAGAAGUGCAUCCGGACCAGGAAGGCCGUGGCUCUGGUGCACACCCAUGCACCGUACGCCUUUGAGAACACUUUGAGGGAGAACCCGGUUUUUGAGAAUGAUGACGGUGUCUUAACUCAUGUUUCCACUCUGCCCUGUGCCUCGAGCUCUGCCUCUUCGCAGUCUGAGCAGGAACGUUUUGCCUCGGUUGAAAAUAUACGCCUGAGUAUCGAGAUCCCCAGACAACUCUACACAACAAGAUCAGAAAAGUUAGUGUCAGGCAUGGUGGGUUUCCACCACAGUUUGUCACGCAGUGAGACGUGGCGACUGUCCAGUGAGUACGGGAGGUGCUGCCUGCUCCGGGCGCCAGACAGCGACUGUUUCGAAGUCACAGUUCUCUGAUGACACCGGAUCCGGAGCGAACCUGUGUUUAGUGUUCAUAGUGUUAGACAGAGAGCUCUGCGUUGGAGAGGAAACUAAUAUUUAUUACACCUUAUAAAUGGCAGGAACAUUUCCUGAACACGCUUGGCAAAGGUUGGUCUUUCCUCACAAUGAGGUAUUUAUUAUUUACAGAAAGAUGCACACGGCUGUAUCUCACUGUAUGUGUAGAUAAAGUCAUAUAUUUUGUUUUUGAUGUUUUUUGUGUCCCAAAAAGAGAAUUUACUGCAUAAGCUACUGACCUGGCUGCUUCAGUCCAACAAUAAUUCACAAACUUAUCGAUAACCAUCUGAUCUGGACAUAUUUUUAUACAUUUUUCAUGUAAAGCAAAUAAAAUAAAGGUUUUUAGAAGAACAAAC
Messenger RNA from Gambusia affinis (western mosquitofish), 3485 nucleotides. RefSeq names its product interphotoreceptor matrix proteoglycan 1b (gene impg1b). Gene Ontology annotation, biological process: visual perception. The transcript is spliced from 18 exons. The record is from RefSeq and is a predicted model, not a curated record. Bases 532 to 3090 code for a protein of 852 amino acids. NCBI's taxonomy places the organism in Eukaryota, Metazoa, Chordata, Actinopteri, Cyprinodontiformes, Poeciliidae.